GAUGUUGUGGGUAUAUUACUGCAAAUGUCUGAGAUAGUUCUUCACUACAGAGCUGCUGACUGUCACUGUGCCUGGUGCAGGUUUACUGCGUCUAUCUACUAACUUUACUGCAGUCGCAGAGACACUCCGAGAGCUGCCGGACCGAACCAAAGGAAAUACGGCGUCAAGACAUAACUUUUUAAGGGAAAUUAUGAGACCUGCGGAGCUGUGAUUUUAUUAUUAUUAUUAUUAUUAUUUCCAGUUGACAGCUGACAAGUCAGGUGGAGAUGGAGAACAAGGCCAUGUACCUGAGCACAAAUGAAGAGCGAGAGAACACCUCUAUGUAUGAAGAAACCUAUGAUGGACGCAACCUGUCCAAGCUCAACCUGUGUGAUGAAGUUUCUGGAAUGCGUCGCAGGAAGCAGGACCAGUGCUGCGGUCACCUGAACUCCCUUUCAGCCAUCAAGUACGCCAUCGUUUCCCUCUACAUCUUGGUUCUUCUCACCAUCUUUGGACUCUGCCUGGCAGUCUCUCGCUCCCAGGUGUCUUCUCAGCGGCAGGAGGUGCUAAUGGAGAACGUGACCCGGAUGUCGGAGCGCUCUCGGCUGCUCCAGCAAACACUGGGCGAGGCGUCCACUCAGGCCGACCUGCUGGAGAACAUCUGGAAAUUGGAGAACCUCUUCCAGAACCACAGCGACUGGCUGCAGAGGCUGGAGAUCCUCAUCAAGGGCCUGGAGGUGGAGCUGAGGAGUAUGCAGGCUCACUCCCUUCAAUCGGAGGGUUACCUUGUGCAGCUUGAUGACAGGUUGUCCAUACUGAGCAGCUCUGCUGGCAGGAACCUGACGGGUUUGAGUGCAGAGGUGGCCCGAACCUCCACAUGGCUCCGUGAUCACGACCUGCUGCUCAGGGAAACCUCGGGGCAGGUGAGUGGGCUCAGAGAGAAACUAGACGAGGUUAACUGGACGGUGGGAGCUGUCAAUCACACCUUCAGCAAUGACAUCAGCAUCCACCACUUAAAGAUACAAGACUUGCAGAUCCAGAUCAGCAACAUAACGGAAGACACCAGCAGUUUAUGGGUGACCCACGUCCACACCGAGGCCCAGCUGAGGAACGAGAUGGAGAUCCUGAACACAAUCACAGAAGACCUACGUCUGAAGGACUGGGAGCACUCCAUGGCCCUGAAGAACCUCACAGUAUUAGAAGGACCUCCAGGGCCAAAGGGAGAGAAGGGUGACACUGGACAACUGGGGCCCCCAGGGGCCCCUGGCCUGACUGGCUUGAGAGGAUUUACGGGAGAAAAAGGCAUCCAAGGCCCUCGGGGAAUGAAAGGCUCCGUUGGAAUUGACGGCGUGCAGGGAGAAAAAGGAGAUGCUGGACCUGCCGGCCCUAAAGGUGACCGAGGAGAAAGAGGGUUCAAGGGGGAGAAAGGUGAUCGAGGAGAGCGAGGAGAAAAAACAGUGGAGGAGACCCUGGUGCGGUUGGUGAACGGGUCUGGUCCUCAUGAAGGUCGUGUAGAGGUUUUCCAUGAGCGUCGCUGGGGGACGGUGUGUGAUGAUGUCUGGGAUAAAACGGAUGGAGAUGUGGUCUGUAGGAUGCUGGGAUACCAAGGAGCAAUUGAAAUCCACAAGACUGGACGCUUCGGACAUGGUACUGGUCUGAUCUGGAUGGAUGACGUUGCAUGUGCGGGGACUGAAGAUACCAUCCACCAGUGUAAGUUUUCUGGCUGGGGCAAAACCAACUGCGGCCACGUUGAGGAUGCUGGUGUGACCUGCGCCACCUAAACCUUCAGGAUCCCAACGCUUCUGCUCCAGCUGCCGAGCAUCUCCUCAAACACGGCCUUAAACGUCUACCAGGUUCUGCCAUUUGUUCCAGGAGCGUCUUAUCAGCAGUAUGUUGCUUAUUUACCUGCAGAAAAAGAACCACCUCACCUGGCAAGCCAUCAUGUUGUGCAUGGACGGAAUAUGCAGCUUAUUUUAGAAGUUCAUGGAUAAACAUGCGACCAUUUCAGCCACAGGAGUGAAUUAUGGGGUGACACUCGCCCUCUUCACGGUGAUGUUUUUAUUAACUGCACAGUAGGAGCUGGUACGCAGGAGGAUGAUCACAUAACAAGACGCUUCAUCAGGCUGAAUUUCAGAGCUCACCUGUCUUCAACAAAGGGCAAAGGUUAGCGUUAAUCGGAAUGGUGUGAAGCUGCCCUCAGAGACUCCUCUGACCUCCAGUGUUGGGAGGACGGGCUGAUCAUCUUCCCAGAGCAUCAUUUCCAGUUUCUCAGGAGGUCGAGCGGCACUUAGAGGAACUGAGAAGACUGUGUCACUGAUGAACUGAUUUUUUUUUUUUAUUUACAGGCAGCUGCUCUUCACAGUUUUAUGUAGGAAUGGCUUUUGCUCAGCAUACCACAGCGUUGCCUUAUCUAGUGUACCAUUGCCCAGUAGGCAACUAAUUCAUGAUUUGCAGGUCAAAGGAUACCUUCUUCUUCUUCUUCUUCUUCUUUUCCUUUCGGCUUUUCCCUUCAGGGGUCGUCACAGCGAAUCAAUUGAGGUCAAAGGAUACCAUAAGGCCUUAAUUAAAACUAGAUUUGAUUUUUACCUGAAUUAGACGUGCCUAAAAGUUCUGCUCACAUUCAUUGUUUCUCACCAGAACGUAAUGUGUACAUUUGGAGGUCUGACAAACAGGUUUCAUACAUUUCCUUCCCAAAACAUUCAUGUUUACUACCUUGCGGUCUUCUUUCAUUUGGCUCAAACAGCACCAUCUGGGGUAAGCAAUGAAGCCUGCAUGGAAAUGCAGUUCCUGUAGUCCACUUGAGACUGACUCCAAAACUUACUCAACCCUCAUCGAUCCCCACAUUAAAAUGUACAGUUUUACAGCAGAAGUAAACAUGUUUACGGCCUGAUAUAAAAAUCACUUUCGGUCUCUAUAGAUAAUUUCCCGAUUCAUGACAACUGUAGGUGGGUAACAAACCCAUUUAAAUGUAUAAAUGCUUAAAGUUAUGCAUGAUUAAGGCCGUUGCUACUGUUAGUGACAGGUGGAUGUGGUCUUAGGGCAGUCCAUUGUUCGCCUCAGCUCCACUCACACUCCACCUCUUGUUUUUGGGUUAGGAGGAGUCAGGUAGUGCCAAGAUGGCACCAGCCAGAGCCACUACACUGAGCUUUAAAAUUAUCCUUCAGGAAACCUGUGGAUAAAGUCACAAUGUCAUCUUCGGUUACUGUCUAUGACUUACGAGCUACACUACUUUGUGCAUUACGGUGCCAGCAGACUCCAAUCAGAAGUGCUUAUCACAUGUUCAGAUUGUUUCCAACGUAGCAGUAUGGCGCUCUCCAACUAUGUCAAAACCAACAGUUGAACAUUGAGACAUAUUUCCUGUUAUGAUUCAUUUAAGAUGAGAGAGGAGCUGAAGCUUGAACAUCUGUCUUGCUUUCUUUUUAUUCGUUUUCUGGACCUUUACUACGUGGCUAUGAUGGUCUUUCUUUAGAGGCGGCCUAAAAAUGCUGUAUUUCCUCUCUCUGUGAUGUCCCUUUACUUUACCUUGGAGUAACUAUAAAUUCUCUGGAUUCCCAAUGUAGUUGAAGAACACAUCAUACAUUCUUGGUUUUUAUUGUGCAUUCCUCCCACCAUAAAGUAAAACCAACUGACAUGGUUGACUACGCAUGAGUGAAGAAAAUAGGAACCUACUUCAAGAAAAAUAGAACCUAGAGUGAUAAGUGGUCAAAACUCUACAUAUUUACAUUUUAGACAGAGAAUAAUCAGCCAAAUCUGUGGCAGUACAGAGUUAAGUUGAUUCUUCAGCCAUCUGAUCCACAGAAAUGUUACAUUUAGCCGCUAAGGAGUGACAUCUGAUCCGUUAGGAGUUGGUGGACACCAAAAACUGAACUGAAGUCAGUGUGAAUAUUGGACUUGCAUUCAUCAGUUGGACAGACACAAAACUCCAAAUAGAUGUUUCUUAGUUUCUGUUGAAUGUGGAAAUAGAGUGUUUGCUACUACGUUCGUCAUAAUGAGGUCUGUUUUUUAAAGUGUUUACUCGACCGGCCGAUAUACAGUACUCUUCAAAAGUUUGGGGUUAUUUAGAAAUGUCCUUAUUUUUGAAAGGAAAUCAUUUUUUUCCAAUGAAGAUAACAUUAAAUGAAUCAGAAAUACAGUCUAGACAUUGUUAAUGUGGUAAAUGACUAUUCUAACUGGAAACAGCUGAUUUUUAAUGGAAUAUCUACAUAGAGGUACAGAGGAACAUUUCCAGCAACCAUCACUGUCUUCUAAUGCUACAUUGUGUUAGCUAAUGGUGUGGAAAGGCUCGUUGAUGAUUAGAAAACCUUUGUGCAGUUAUGUUAGCAGAUUAAAAGUAUGAGUUUUCAUGGAAAACAUAAAAAUUGUCUGGGUGACCCCAAACUUUUGAACAAUAAUGUAAAUAUUGGUUGUUUCUUUUUCUUCAUUUUUAAACAUAUAUGUGUCAGGGUAGAAACUGCGAUUUGGUAGAAUUGGAGUUUCUACCAGUAGAGAUUGCGAUUGGAGUCUCUACCAGUAGAGAUGUAACUUUAAAUCUGACCCCUGCCCUGACCCCUGCCCCUAACCUUAAAAGUCUAACCUUAGCCCUGACAAAUCUCUACUGGUAGAAUUGGAGUUUCUACUGGUAGAGACUGCGAUCGCAAUCUCUACUGGUAGAGACUCCAAUUCAACCAAAUCACAGUCUCUACCAUGAUAUAUGCAUCGUUUAACCUGCAAAUCGCCAGUUAGGGCUUACAGUGCGCUUUAUAUUUAUAAAAAAUGUAAAAAGGAAAAAAAGUACAACUAACAAAUGUCUGAAAGGGUUAACAGUCACGCCAGCUGACAUGAAGCGAUUGUGAAGAAGAACAGAUGAGUGUAAGCAGAUGGAUGCAUGGACUCCUGCCCUGCACAAUUUAUAGCGGUGGGUCUGUCAGUGUUUGCUGCCAAAAGCUGGGGUUGCCUUGGCAUUAUUACACACACACACACACACACACACACACACACACACACACACACACACACACACACACACACACACACACACACACACACACACACACACACCCACACCAAACCAACUGCAAUGGUUCAUUGGGAUUUCAUCUUUAUGGCUGCUCUCAAAUCCAGAAAAGCUGGUACCUCCCAAGUGUCUUCGCCACUUCUUCUUCUGAGCCAAGAGAAGACGUUAAGCUGCAGGUUGGAAUAAAAAUAUAUCCAGGAACCUUUACCAUGUUUUAUAUUUGAGGAGGGGAAACAUUUUUUAGUGCACCUUAAAAUCUGGCAGACUCACAAACCUCAAAUCAAAAGGCUGAAGUUAAAUUUUCUCUGCUUUUAUACUGUCUAAACUCUCCUCACACUCACCGUUUAUGAAAACGAAUCUGCACACGAGACGUGCCUUGAAGAGUUUGUGUCCAAGCGAAAAGAGGGAAAAAGAGAAGAUUUUAAUGCUGGUGCAGCUUGAAAUGAGUUUCCCUGCCUGAUGUUAAAGUGCCUUGGUGUUUGCUGAGGAUACUGUUUUAAACCGCGAUUUGCCACAGAAGAAGACAAAUUAGACAGAAAAAGGAAAAAGAGGUGCUAGUCUCUUUCAUCUUUACUUUAAUAUUUGUUCAAUACAGAAACAAAGAAAACUGUUUUGAAAACUGUUUGAAAACAGCAAUAAUCUUAAUCAUCUUACUACAUAUUACAUCUUACUACUACAUCUUAAUUUCAGCAUUUUGUAAUAUUUCAUACAUUAAACGAGAAAAUCAACAGAUACGGAGAAUAAAUGUUAGUUGCUGCUCUAAAACUCAUACUUAGUGCACAUUCUUAAUAUCAUAAUGAAGACAGGGCCACGCUUUAGUGUAAAAAAAGUACAUCUAGUGCUAAAAAGACAAACUCCUGGUUAAAAUGCAGGAGAUGUGUUCAUAUUUGCUUGAAUUCUUAUCAGCGAUCAGGCAGCAGAAUGUAUGAAAAUUCUUCUGUCGGCACAGGAGAAGAUGAAACAAAACAUGAUCUGUGAAAUGGGGCAGCUGACAGAAACAGAACCUCUUCAGUGAGUAUUGGUUCACUGAGCGGCUUUUCUGACUCCACCUUACACAAGCCCUUGAAAUCUGAAAUAAAUCUGAAAACAGAUGGGACACACUUCACAGCCUCGUGAACUAUGAGGAUGCCUAAAAUCCCACCAAUGUGCGUGCAAUUAAGCCAAUAUACAAUUCAUAUACAGUAUUAGCUUCAUGAUAUGUGGUAUGGCCUCACUGUUGCACUGCCAUUUAAAAGUUUGGAGUCACUUAGAAGAAAAUCAUUUUUUCAAUGAAGAUAAAUACAGUCUAGACAUUGUUAAGGUGGUAAAUGACUAUUCUAGCUGGAAAUGGCUGACUUUUAAUGGAAUAUCUGCAUAGGGGUACAGAGGAACAUUUCCAGCAACUAAUGCUACAUUGUGUUAGCUAAUGGUGUUGAAAGGCUAAUUGACCCCAACUUUUGAAUGGUAUUAUAUGUUUAGUUGUGUUUUGUUCUGUGAGGGAAUGGAACAAAUGAUCCAUUAGCAAGACUAUAUUUCUCUUCAUUUUCCAACACAUUCCUAUGCAGGGCCAUAACUGAGAGUAAAUAUGCACAUAUUUGUACAAUAUCUACUCUGUUUUUCUGUGCGCUACAAAGGCUGCAGUUGACAGAACAACUGAGUGGCAGCCAGGCCUUUGUGUUCAGUCCUGAUGUCUCUCAUUUAUCUUGUAAAGGCGUCACAUUCAGCACUUCGGCUGCAGAGUUAUUACUUCCUUUGCACAACAACAGCCAAACAUAACACUCUGGGCUGUGUCAGUGCAUUUUCACUCUGCUUAUUUGUCAUCUCCUUUGAAAAAAAAUAAUAAAAUAACAAGACAAAAUGUUUUAACUAGGAAAGAAAACAAAAUAUUACACGUUUCAAAACACUUUCCCAGCAAAUAGUUUUGUACUUGUGCAGAUGCUGAGACAAUUGCGUAUUCUGUUGUUUUAUAUCAAAUAUGCAGGGAGUUGAUAUCAGCUGAGUGGCAGUUUUCCUAGCCUUUUGUUCCAACUCAAAUCCAAGUUCAAUUUGGCGCCAUUUUUUCCCCUAACUUAACGAGGCAACUAGAAAUGCAACAAGGGGUUCAGAUUAUGACAUUUUUUAUUACCUGAGUGCAACAUUUACUUGAAGAAUAGCAUUUGAUCGGACUGUCCUGAUCUAAAUUCUUACUAUGGUUUUCUCCAUAUUUUCCAGCAGAUUGAACUUUCUUUGAUGUUUCUCACUUGGAGAGCAGUUGUACCUUACUGGAGUCAGGUAUUUUAAAGUUUACUGAUACAGAUGUUUAGCCUAGCCGCGCUAGACAACCCACCGCAGUGAAUUUAAUUCUCUGCCAGGGUGGGUCUAGUUACCCUCCAUAAGGCUCAAAGUUGGAUGCUCCUUAAACUGGCCGGACGAAUCACCAUGAAGUGUAGAGUCAGAAGGCAGGCGUAACUAAGUGACGACAGAGGCGCGACGAUUCUGACAGAAACAACCGGAAACAACUAGCCUUGCCAUGCUAGACAACCCACGGCAACGAAUUUAAUUCUCUGCCAGGGUCGACAACAAAAACGACAACUGUCGUUGAGCUCCAUUAGCACCGACUCUGAAUAAUCUUUCUGUUAACAUGUCUGUAAUAUACUUGAGCUUCACCCAUUGACUGCAUAAAUAAGGCUUCACCGAACUACCGCAUCCUCUGAUUUCCGGCGCUCUUGGAGCCUAUUCGUUGCGCUGAUUGGUUGUAUACCUACCCAAUUGCUGCAGAGUGAUUUGAUAGACAACCUUUUAGCCCGCCUCCCUCCCUGUCGAGCGUGCCUAGACCCUUGCGUCUUCAGAGCAUGGGUCUAGGCUAACAGAUGCUAGCAUUAGGUGAAGUACUGUGGUCAUACUUGUACUCAUAUUUGGAAAAUUUUGCAACACUCAACACAUCUGUUUUGCUGCAGCAUCAUUUGAGCAUCACAUUGAUUGAGCAGAUAGGCAAAGGAGGAGUAAUGUUGGAGGUUCGGAGACAUUUUAAGAUGAAAGCACAAAAGGCUCCAAGUUCUGAUCAAGAGGAAAAGAGAAAAACGCUGUCUUACAGUACCAGUGUGUAGGAUCUAGAGAAUGUAUUAGCAAAGAUGUAAUGUCACAUUCACAUCUACUGUAAAUUUAGAGUAACCAAUUAACCUCAGCAUGUUUUUGGACUGUGGGAGGAAGCUGGAGAACCUGAAAAAAACCCCACGCAUGCACAGGGAGAACAUGCAAACUCCAUGCAGAAAGAUCCCAGGAAGGCCAAGAUGCAAACUGGGGAUCUUCCAGCCACAAGGCAAAAGUGUUAACCACCAAGCCACUGUGCAGCCCCAAAGAUGUAAUCUGAUGUUCAUAAUUAUGUUUUCACUUGUGUAUGAUCACCUGUAACUACAAACAGUUUUUUGUUCGCUUAGACUGAGCCUUUCAUAUCCACAAAGGGAGUAGGCCUCUUCAACAGAGUGUCGUGUCACCAUGUUUCUACAGCUGCCCAGAAGGGACAAACCAAAUAUUGGCUCAAGAGAGAGCCUUUUGCAAUUCCUAACGUUGAAGUGACAGACACCUUAGGUCAUCCUACACACUUGGAAAGAGAGGAGUUGAGUGAGAGCUAUUCAGUUCACCCAUUUUGAAUGUUAUCAGGGUGUCCCACACAUAUGGGCCAGCAGGAACCUCCUCCAUCUUCUAGUAGACUCAGUAGGCAUGUUAUCAUCCAUCAUGAUCAUUGAUAAACACAAAGUAACCCUAUCUGGUCAUGUCAAUUAGCACACAAAAUGGAGCUUAGGGUGCAUUUUCAGCCCAACAAAAAUCUAAAUGGUAAUUUCGGUUCCUAAACUUGCACUGACUGAAAAAAAAUGUAAAUAAACCUUCAGUUCAACAAGUUGAACUAUAAUUAUGGUCUAAGACAACACUCAGACUUCAGUUUCCUGGAUGAAAGUUCACAGAUUUAUACCUUCUUCAUCUCAUCCAGCCUCUAAAUGUGGUCUUUUGUUCCUCUUUGUAAGUGCUAAAUUAGAAAAGAUAACAACAUCCUGAUUCUACUAGAAGGUGGAUCAUGUCUCUACCUGCCUACAUGUAUGGGAAUGAUCAUGCCUAUUCUAUGGUAUGAUAACAUCCAAAUUGUGUGUUUAAUUAGUGACAAUUUACAACCUUCCCACUCGACACCACAAAGUCCUACACUCUGGUCGUGUACCACAAACAUUUUUACAAAAUAUCACAGGUCCCAGCACAAUUUCGAGGCGUUUGCAAAUGCUAGAAGUAGGACAGAGGAACCACCAGCAUGGCAGCAAACACUGGAAAAAUAAGAGAAAAUGUUCAGAAAGAUGGGCAGUAAGCGUAACAGAGGCUCUUACCUGUUGUAUGGCUUUUAUGAAUAAUACAGGAUUUUCUGAUGGAGGGUGCACGAUGUUGAGAAAAGGCACAUUAACUUGACUUUGAGCUUCACUACUUAUAUUCAGGCCAGCAGUGUGUUUCCAAUAUCUCUCACCUCCCUAUAGAGGAAUGAUGUGAAUUUUACUGCUCAGCAAGUCGUAUUGCACGAAGUUUUCACCAUGUGUUCAGUGCUAACUGUGGUUUGUAUCAUAGAACGCAUAUAAAGCAAAUAGACCUGUAAAAGGACUUGUAUUUGAUCCGAAAAAGUGGUAUCAGUGCAUUUCUCGCUGGUUCAAACGGUCAGUCAGGCCAGUUUGUUUAAAUGCAAAGCUUAUGGAGAGUCCUUCACAGUUUUCUUUUUUAAAAGUUGAGCGCAAAGAAGAGGGGUUUGUCACACUUUUCUGGAAAAGGUUAAAAGCAAAAUGAUCAAAGUAAUUAGUUGCAAAAAUCAGAAAGGGAAUUAAAGUUGCCUCAGAGGAAUCUAAUCUGCUGGUAAAUACAGAGAGUUCUGGACACGGCUAGAAGUAAAAUGAAUGCAGAGUAAUGACAUAUCCAAAACAUAUGGUCCAAAAUAUGCAUCCGGCAGAAAUGUGCAAAACCAUUGUCCCCUCCAGUUGAGCCUUUUAUCAUGGGUAAAUUUAUGCUGAUUGAUGAUGCUUCCCAGUUGAGUUGCAGCCUAUCAGAUAUCACAGUUGUGAUGUGAUUUCUUGAUUAGUUAGAGACACCUCUGACCUAAGAUCAGAGCUUCAGCCUCAUGGGGUUACAUAACUCAAAUACUUUGACUUUUAAAAUGUAAAGAACCCUUAUGCCAAACCUUUGAAGUGAGAACACAUUGCAAACCAAGUGCACUUAACCACUUAAAUGUGUCUUUGUUUUCUGCUCAAGUUUUUAAUGUAUUUGUUGUACAAAGAUAUUGCUACUUUGGGGUAUACAUGUUUGUGUUUUUUACUACAUAAUGCUGCUCAUAACACAUAUAAGGGCUGUGGAGUUAAUAAGAUGCAUAUGAGAUUAACUCCAACAUGAUUAAAAUACUUGAUGCAAUACUUCAUCUAAACAUACACAGAGCUUUUUUUAACUUUAUGUUCUGUUGAUUUGUACCACUAAAAUGCCACAUAUGCACUGCUGAAAUAAUAAAAUGUAGAUUUGUUUAAACAGG
This is a messenger RNA of Acanthochromis polyacanthus (spiny chromis), 10475 nucleotides long. RefSeq names its product scavenger receptor class A, member 5 (putative) (gene scara5). Gene Ontology annotation, molecular function: ferritin receptor activity. Bases 267 to 1760 code for a protein of 497 amino acids. Lineage: Eukaryota; Metazoa; Chordata; Actinopteri; Pomacentridae. The transcript is spliced from 12 exons. Gene Ontology annotation, biological process: iron ion transmembrane transport. Gene Ontology annotation, cellular component: plasma membrane. The record is from RefSeq and is a predicted model, not a curated record.